CUUGUCCUCUCCUCCGUGGCUUUCAUGUAGGUGUGUGGUGAGUGUUGGCCUGAUAUGAGUGCCAGUGAAGGGAUGAAGAGAACAGCGGACGGUCACGCGUGUCCAGCAUGCGCACAUACAGCUCUGCGCGUCUCAUCUCAUCAUGAUCGGGACUCACCCCAACUAUAGCGUCUGUCCUUGAAUUGUACAGUUCCUGGAUUUGUGGACUACUGGGACUUUCACAUCCAUUUAUUUCUCGUAAUAUAUAUUUUUAACAAGUCUUCCUUCUUUAGCUGUAUAAAAAGUUGAAGAGAACAGCUGAUUUGACUGAUUUCUUAAAGAAAAAUCUCAUUUGUUGAAGGUCUUAAAAAAGGAAGAAAUAGGCUACCACGAAAGACAACCGGUGCAAUUAUUCAGAAAUAACAUCACAAAAACAAGCUAUUUUUUUUCCCCAAGGACCAGCGCUUUGACUUUGAGGAAAUAAACAUGUCCAGCAGAAGCAUCGAGUGGGAGCAUUUCGAGGAGCGCGAGAAGAGUCACCGGUCCCCGCGAGGCAGCGGCGGAUCGCAUUCUGGCUCACGGGGUAAUGGGCUCGUGCCCAGUCCCGCUCAUAGCGCGCACUGUAGCUUCUACCGCACACGCACUCUGCAGUCGCUCACCUCCGAAAAGAAAGCGAAAAAAGUUCGCUUCUAUCGGAAUGGUGAUAAGUACUUCAAGGGCUUGGUGUACGCGGUGUCCGGUGACCGCUUCAGGUCUUUCGACGCGCUGCUGAUGGAGCUCACCCGCUCCCUCUCUGAUAAUGUGAAUUUACCGCAGGGAGUCCGGAGCAUCUAUGCUGUAGAAGGGGGAAAGAAGAUCACCAGCCUGGACGAGUUACUUGAAGGAGAAAGCUAUGUGUGUGCUUCCAACGAACCCUACCGUAAAGUGGACUACACUAAGAACGUUAAUCCCAACUGGUCAGUCAAUGUGAAGACUGGGACGUCCCGCUCAAUGCCAUCUCUUACCACUUCAAAGAACGAGCUCAGAGAACGAGAGAGCAAAGACUACAUCAAACCCAAGCUGGUGACGGUCAUCAGGAGUGGCGUCAAACCGCGCAAGGCUGUCCGGAUACUUUUGAAUAAGAAGACGGCUCACUCCUUUGAGCAGGUGCUCACGGACAUCACUGAUGCCAUUAAACUGGACUCUGGGGCUGUGAAGAGACUCUACACUCUGGAGGGCAAACAAAUUACAUGUUUGCAGGAUUUUUUCGGGGACGAUGACGUAUUCAUCGCGUGCGGCCCUGAGAAAUACCGUUACGCACAGGAUGAUUUUGUGUUGGAUCACAGUGGUAAGGCUUCAACAGCCUUUAUAACCGAAUGUCAGGUGCUCAAGUCCUCUUAUUCUCCUCGUUCUGCUCCUCCUGUGAGAUACUCUGGUAUAAAAAGUCCAGGAUCCACCCGUCGCAGCAAAUCCCCUGGAUCUGUAAGAAGAACUGCAGGACAUUUCUCUACAAAUAGUCAAUCUCCAGUCAAAUCACCAAUAAAUGGAGUACCUAACAGCCAAAUCACUACCCCCAAAUCUGCCAAAUCCUCCAGUUCCUCCCCAACCAGCCCCCGCAGCAUGCACAACUUCAAGUUUAGUUGCAACAAGCGGAUGGGAGUCCCCCUCCGUCUCUCUGUACAGAUUCCAGCACAUCAUUCCUCUGCAACCAAUGUGAACGGGUCCUCUGAGAUGCCCCAGCAACAUAACAACAGUGUGAGCCCUGAAGUUAAUGGAAACAGGAACAUAGCUGCUUCCACUAUUUUGGACAAGUACAAAAUUGGCAAAGUUAUUGGUGAUGGAAACUUUGCUGUGGUUAAGGAGUGUGUCGAACGAUCCACUGGAAAGGAGUUUGCACUGAAGAUCAUUGAUAAAAACAAAUGCAGAGGCAAAGAGCACCUGAUUGAGAACGAGGUGGCGGUGUUGAGGCGCGUUAAGCAUCCUAAUAUCAUCAUGCUGAUUGAGGAGGUGGAUACGCCCACUGAGCUCUAUCUAGUCAUGGAACUUGUGAAGGGUGGAGAUCUGUUUGAUGCAAUCACCUCCUCAACCAAAUACACUGAAAGAGAUGCUAGUGUGAUGGUAUUCGACCUGGCGGCUGCUCUCAAAUAUCUGCAUAGAAUGUGUAUCGUCCAUCGAGACAUCAAACCUGAGAAUCUGCUGGUGUGUGAGUACCCAAAUGGUACAAAGUCUUUGAAGUUGGGUGAUUUUGGCUUGGCCACAGUGGUUGAAGGGCCACUAUACACUGUUUGCGGAACACCCACUUAUGUUGCCCCAGAAAUCAUAGCAGAGUCAGGCUACGGGCUAAAGGUGGACAUAUGGGCAGCUGGAGUGAUUACCUACAUCCUCCUUUGUGGCUUCCCACCUUUCCGCAGUGAGAAUAACCUUCAGGAGGACCUAUUUGAUCAGAUUCUUGUGGGGCGUUUAGAGUUCCCUUCACCUUUCUGGGACAAUAUCACUGAUUCUGCUAAAGAGUUGAUUGGUUACAUGCUGCAGGUGAAUGUGGAGGCCAGAUACACAGCGGAGGAUGUGCUGUCUCACCCUUGGGUCACGGUAAAUGAGGAUGCUGCAAUGGAAAACAAUAUGAAGAUGGAGGUGGCAGGUAAACUCAAAAAGCACUUUAACUCUGUGCAGAAACAGAGCAACACUUCCCCUGGAGUCUCUGUUCUUGUGAACACAGCUCUAGAUAAGGAAAUCAUCCAGCUUUCUCGCCGGCGUCAGGACUACACCCCCCCUCCAGGAAAAAGCCCCUCCUCCAGCCACCAAGAAAGACGGCGCUCCAAUAGGGGACGGUCAUCUGUCCAAUCGGAGGACUCUAGGAGUGCUGCUCUGGUUGAGCCUUUAGCCUCAACAACCCCCAAUACACCAUCAGCACCCCUGCCCUCCCCUCACUCUGCCCCACCUCCCUACUUCCCAGAAUGCAAUUCUGAGGCUGAGGCUAGCAAGGGCUUGCCAAAGGAAGAAUAACUGUACUUAGAGGAAACAAUAUGGAGACAAUUCCAAAUAUACAUACAUAAAUAAUUAAAUAGCAACUCUGCAAAUCUUUAAAGCUUCAUUCUAGCUAAAGACUGGAAUACGCUACACAAGAUUUGCUCAGAUUUUUGCUUCAAUUUACAUUCUGGAUGAGUUGACAAACAUCAGAGCCAGUCUGCAGAUUUAAAAUCACAUAGUGUAUAACAGUCACAAACCAUUCAGUUAAGUCACCAUGAAACAGAAGUUGAGACAGUCUUUUCUUACCUAUUGUGACGUACAUCUGAGUGAAACGGCUUCUCGAACAAGAAAAAAUAUAGGGCAGGACUUGAUUUUGUCCAUCAGGAAUUGAUUGUAUCAUUGUUGUCUGCUAUUGAUCUCAUGUGAGUGACAGGUUGUCCCGUUCUCGUGCCCGAAAAAAACAUCAUCUGAGAAGAGAAGAGAUCGCUGCAAGAGGGACAGGAAGUUAAAGAUUACAAUGACACAUGAAUUUUAAUAAAACGUUAUGAUUUGCAUGGAAAAAUCAUUUAUAAUACUGCAAUAUUCCAUAAAACAUAAGAAUUGUCAAUUUUGAUUUCAUGGUGACUUUAAGGCUGGAAUACACUACACGACUUUUAAAAUCUGAGCAUAUUUUACAACACUAGGCAUCAUACACUAAUCUGAGGAUCAAACACUGCAGACUUUCAGCUCAACACGACAAACUUGUGCAGAAACACUCGCAUCGUUAUUAGGAGACGCAUUACAAAUGUGUCUGAAGCUAAAAAAUCAGCGUAUGUGCCCAUCAUUCACUACACGAUGUUCUGUGAAAUCUGUCAACUCAAAUCUGCAGAUUGGCUCUGAGCCUCUGACUUUCAGCAACUAUAGCAUUGACUCGUCCAGACUGUAAAUCACGGCAAAAAACUGAGCACAAUUUGUGUACUGUAUUCCAGCCUAACAGUACAUUCCGAACUGUCUGUAUAGUGGUCGUCUGCUCGUCUCCCUGCUUUCUUCUUCCAGUUUGGCUUCUCAUUCCAGCACCCAGGGUGGGUUUGAAAACAUUGACUGAUUGUACAGGUGCUUUGGAUAUCAAAGAUCCUCUCUGCUUUUGUAUUUACUGAUGUGAACAGCUCGCGUCUCAUUUAGCAAGCACGUUUUAGGGUGGAUCUAAAUGUGCUACUGGAAGGAAAGACUUUGAAACUGGCAAGAAACUUGUCCUGCUGAAACUUGAAAGUAUGUUUUCUUUGAGUGUAUGUUUGAAAAUAGACUGCUUGACCUUUUGACUCUGCUGGAGAAACACAAGAAAGAGAUUUGCAUUUGUGGGUGUGUGUUUUCUUAAGAGGGUGUGCCUAGCACUGUGUUCUGGAGUCAUUCUGCAGUAGUUUAGAGUUGCCUUCAUAUGAGCCAGCAAAGCAAGAUAUCUGUAGGGAUUGUUAAUAGUUCUGUUCUCUUGCUAAUUUAUUUGUACAGAUUAGACAUAAUGUGAAAUUGUAUUUUAGAAUAGUUUGAUAUUUUCAAGCCAGAGUCAUUAAGUGCACGAUAUUUUGAUUUCUCUGUCGCAGUAGUAUUAGAUUACAAUCUGUCUUGGAUUUAUUUGUCAUCUAUUUCUCCAUCUGUAUACUUGUUAUCUCUUUGCUCAUUAUGGCCCUGAUUUCCCAAAAUUGUCAGCCUGCAAAGAGAGUGAUGAAGCUUGUUAAUAAAUGUAUAUGGCAUAAAGGACUUAAUUUUUGACAUGUAUUGAAGGUUUUGAGAAAAAUGGCAAUAUUCAGUAUCAUUUCUGGAAGGCUAGAUUUCAUGUUUAAUAGAUGUUAUUUUCUAUUAGUGUCCUUUAUCAUCACAUAAUCAAGGAAAUGCAAUAAAAUUAUCUUGCUGUUGUUUA
Messenger RNA from Ctenopharyngodon idella (grass carp), 4819 nucleotides. RefSeq names its product doublecortin-like kinase 2a (gene dclk2a). Bases 466 to 2961 code for a protein of 831 amino acids. NCBI's taxonomy places the organism in Eukaryota, Metazoa, Chordata, Actinopteri, Cypriniformes, Xenocyprididae. Gene Ontology annotation, molecular function: ATP binding; protein kinase activity. Gene Ontology annotation, cellular component: microtubule cytoskeleton. Gene Ontology annotation, biological process: protein phosphorylation; intracellular signal transduction. The transcript is spliced from 18 exons. The record is from RefSeq and is a predicted model, not a curated record.